Vicia faba (fava bean) is the source of this 891-nucleotide messenger RNA. The record is from the annotation of a GenBank genome assembly. Lineage: Eukaryota; Viridiplantae; Streptophyta; Magnoliopsida; Fabales; Fabaceae.
AUGGGUAGUGAGAAUGAGAUCCCAAUUUUGGAUUUCAAUAGGAAUAUUAGAUUGAAGUUAGAAGAAGGGGGCGAAGGAUGGAAAGAAAUGAGCAAGAAAGUGAGACAAGCAUUUGAGAGUCAUAGUUGCUUUCUCAUAAGGUGUGAUGAUAUCACAAAUGAUUUACAUGAUGAAUUUUUCACAAGUAUGAAAUCAUUGUUUGAUUUACCUGAAGAAACUAAGAAGAAGUUUUGUAGCCCAAGACCUUAUAGGGGAUACACUGCAAAAAGUUGUGUCAUUCCUUAUGCUGAAAGUUUUGGAAUUGAUAAUGAUCGUAAUCCAGAUACGGCUCAACAAGACUUCAUUGAUCUCAUGUGGCCUCAAGGAAAUCCAACUUUAAGUGCGGCGCUAAGUUCCUAUAGCUCGAAAACUCGUGAACUAAGUUCUCUUAUUUUGAAGAUGGUUGUGGAAGCCUUUGAACUUCCACAACAUUACAAGUUGGAUAUUGGAGAGUUGAAUAACUACAAUGAUGCACGCAUGACUAAGUAUUUAACUUCUGAAGAGACAAAAGGUUCUAAUAUUGGUUUGUUGCUAUCGAAAACCGACAAUUGGGUUGACAUAAAUAUUCCUCCAAAUGGCUUUGUGGUAGUUGUUUGUGAUAUAUUGCAGGCAUGGAGUAAUGGGAGACUUGAGGCGGCCACACACAGAGUGGUGGCAAAGGAUGAAGAGAGAUUCGUAUUUGUAUUUUUUGCUGUGCCAAGGGAAGGCUUGAUCAUUAAGGGGCCAUCUGAACUUGUGGAUAAUGAAAACUACCCUAAACGCUACCGUCCGUUUAACUAUGAUGAGUAUGUUAAUUAUCAUCAUUCAAUUGGAUCACAAGAGGCUCCAAUGGAAAAAUUUGCUGGAAUUUGA